Molecule: messenger RNA, 2111 nt
Organism: Aspergillus sclerotioniger CBS 115572
Lineage: Eukaryota; Fungi; Ascomycota; Eurotiomycetes; Eurotiales; Aspergillaceae
Product: hexadecenal dehydrogenase
Exons: 5
Coding region: 242-1828 (528 amino acids)
Biological process (GO): aldehyde metabolic process
Cellular component (GO): cytoplasm
Molecular function (GO): aldehyde dehydrogenase (NAD+) activity
Source: RefSeq, a predicted model, not a curated record
CCUGAUCCCGUUCAUUUCCUUCUCGUAUUCUCAAACUCCCGUUGAAGGCACUACACGGAGACUAUCUACUAGACUCUACUAGACAACCUGAUAAAGCCCCGUGCGUCAGCCGUCAGGGGUCGGUGAAGCUCCGCAAUUCUUCAUCGCUUCGGCUCAACGGCCGCCUCCUGCAUCCUGCAUCCUUUUAACCAACCUCUCCUCUCCACCUGCUAGUUUCUACACCUCAGCACCUUAUUUCACCAUGGGCGCCAUUGACAUCCCCCCCAUCCAGUACACCCCCGUCGACGAGGUCGCCGACCGGGUGGCACGAGCCAGAAAGACCUUCCACGAGCACCAGACUCGCGAUGUGGAGUACCGACUGGUUCAGCUCCGUAAGCUCUACUGGGCCAUCAAGGACCGCACCGAGGAGAUCCACGAGGCCCUGCGACUGGAUCUGAACCGGCCGGUCUUCGAGGCCGUCAUGGCCGAGAGCACCUGGCUGCUCAACGACAUUGUGUUUGUGUGUCGCAAUCUGCACAAAUGGGUCAAGGACGAGAAGGCCGACGACAUUGACCUCACCUUUAAGUUUACGAGUCCCAAGAUUCGCAAGGAUCCGCUGGGAUGUGUGCUGGUCAUUGGUGCUUUCAACUAUCCUUUCCAGUUGACGCUGGGCCCCGUCAUUGGCGCCAUCGCCGCCGGCAACACUGUCGUUGUCAAGCCUAGUGAAAAGGCCUCCAACAGCGCAGUCGUCAUUCAGCAAAUCAUCGAGGCCGCCCUCGACCCCUCUGCCUACACCGUCGUCCAGGGAGCUAUCCCCGAGACUCAGGCUCUGCUUGCCGAACGGUGGGACAAGAUCUUCUUCACUGGUAGUGCUAACGUCGGUCGCAUUGUCGCCAAGGCAGCCGCUCCCUAUCUCACCCCCAUUGUCCUGGAGCUGGGUGGCAUUAACCCGGCUAUCAUCUCCAAGAAUGCCGACGCGAGACUGGUUGCGCGCCGAUUGUUCUGGCCCAAGCUGAUGAACGCUGGCCAGCUCUGCACGUCGCAGAACUACCUGUUGGUCGAGAGACCUCUUGUUGAUGCGGUUGUUGAGGAGUUCAAGAAGACUUACAAGGAGUUCUACCCCAAGGGAGCUAAAGAUUCCUCGGAUUUCUCUCACAUCAUCGACGAUGCGUCCUUCCAGCGCAUCAAGGCCAUGAUUGACAACACCAAGGGUAAGAUCGUCAUGGGAGGCAGCAUGGAUGAAAAGGAACGCUUCAUCGAACCCACCGUCGUCGUGGUGGACUCUCCCGAAGACUCCAUGAUCACCCAGGAGAGCUUCGGUCCUCUUAUCCCUAUCCUUCCCGUUGACAGUAUCGACCAAGCGGUUCAGAUUGCCAACGGCGUCCAAUCCACGCCUCUGGGUCUCUACCCGUUCGGCUCCAAGACCGAAGUUGAGAAGAUCCUGUCGAUGACCCGCUCCGGAGGUGUUGCCGUCAACGACGCCGCCCUGCACAUCCCCACCCUCCAAUUUGGCGGUGUUGGCGAGAGUGGUCAGGGUGCCUACCGAGGCAAGGCCAGUUUCGACGUCUUCGUGCACCGUCGUACCAUCACGACCAGCCCCAGCUGGAUCGAAUCCUUCCUCGCUAUUCGCUACCCGCCUUAUGACGGCAAGGAUGACCUGUUCAAGAAGGUCAGCACUCUGGUCCCCGACUUUGACCGCGACUGCAAGAAGGUCCGCCUCAGCUGGCUCCGGUACAUCCUGACUUUGGGCGGCGGCACCGCCAAAUCCGGUGCUGCGCGUGCCACGGUUGUUGCUGCUGUUGCUUACUUCGCCCUCCAAAUGCUCGAGCGCCGGUCCGCCAAACUCUAAACUCUCACAGGGUGCAUGUUCUGUUCUGUUCUCUUCUGUUCUGAUUGAUUGAACUUAUGGGACUUGGAGUAGCUAUCCAUCCUCAUGAUUGUAUCAUCGUGUACAGUUUUUCUUUGCUUUCAGCGUUGGCUAGGUUGGUUGGAAUCCACAAAUUGUGAGGUGGGGAGGGUGAUUGAUUUGAUUGGACUUCAUGUAUGUAUGUAUGUUUGUAUGUAUGAUUUUGGGGAGGGGGGAUACUUUAGGUAUGUACAUAUGUGAAAUGUAUUCUGAAGUUGCAUUAUCA